UUCGGGAAGGUUGUGGAAAGGAGAAGAGGUUUCUUCUUCAUUUAAAAAAAAAAAAAAAAGAAAAAAAGAAAAAGGACUCUCUACCAAAUCGCCAGACUCUGCAAAAUCGACAUCUGAAACGCAAAGGCAAAGUAAUAAACGAUGGCAGUAAAUCCUCAACUAUUUGCAAAUGGAAUGCCUGUGCCUUUCGUGAAUGAACUAUUCGUCUUGGCUAGAGAUGGCGUUGAGUUUGAGGUCGACAAAAUCCCUGGCGUAGGAGCAGUAAAAGCAAAGGGAACAGUCUAUUUAUCGAACAUUCGGAUGGUCUUUGUUUCAAUUAAGCCUGUGGAGAACUUCAUUGCAUUUGACAUGCCCCUGCUUUAUGUCCAUGGCGAAAAGUUCAACCAACCAAUAUUUUUCUGCAACAACAUUUCUGGACAAGUAGAUCCAGUUAUACCAGAAAAUGAAAAUAGGGCCUUGUACUCCACUCACUCAUUCAAGAUUUUAUUCAAGGAAGGUGGCUGUGGAACUUUUAUUCCUCUAUUUUUCAAUUUAAUUACCUCAGUGAGACGAUACCACCAACAGUCGACGCCAGAACCUAGGGUAGAUCCUCUUCAAGCAGCACAAACUCCUGUGGAUGAGAUGAUGAGACAUGCUUAUGUGGAUCCUAAUGAUCCGACAAGAAUUUUCUUGCAGCAGCCUAGUACAGAAUCACAACUCAGGCGUCGAACAUACCAGUCAACCCAGCCAACCUCCUGAAAACCUGUGUAGUUUCUUGUUUCCAGUUGGUUGUUAUUUGGACGUGCAGAUUCUGUUUGUGUGUGGUUGCAACUCUCUUUCCAAACUGAGAAGAAUGUAUGAUGUAAAUGUAGUCGACUUGUAUUCCUAAAUGUUUGUAGGGAUUAGAAUCCACUUUACGUGUGUAUACAAAUACUAAUAAACUACCUAAUAAAUAGGAUUCUAUGCCA
Molecule: messenger RNA, 947 nt
Organism: Lycium barbarum (goji berry)
Lineage: Eukaryota; Viridiplantae; Streptophyta; Magnoliopsida; Solanales; Solanaceae
Exons: 5
Coding region: 142-738 (198 amino acids)
Biological process (GO): positive regulation of DNA-templated transcription
Cellular component (GO): nucleus
Molecular function (GO): chromatin DNA binding; transcription coactivator activity
Source: RefSeq, a predicted model, not a curated record